AGCCGCAGAGCUGUUUUUAGUGCUCAUGUGUGUUUGAGGGAGAGUGCCAGCUAGACUCGGUGAAACCGGACAGAAAAUGAGGAUUUUUGCUCUCCUGGUUAAAAGACGGGAGAAAGAAGCAUGAUUUAAGAACGUAUCUAGGCUGUCUGAACAGUCAGGGUGUAGCUAAACUCGAGCCGUUGAGAAAUUCCUUUAUUUUCUGUGAGUAAAAUUCCAACAAUGGAGCCGAUUACCAAGUGGACACCUACACAAGUAGUGGAGUGGAUGAGAGGUCUUGAUGACAGUCUGCAGCAGUAUGUGUCUAACUUUGAGAGGGAGAAGAUAAGUGGAGAGCAGCUGCUUAAGAUCUCUCACCAGGACCUGGAGGAGCUGGGGGUGGCUCGCAUUGGCCAUCAGGAGCUGGUGCUGGAGGCUGUGGACCUGCUGUGUGCUCUGAACUAUGGUGUGGAAACUGAUAACUUGAAGAACCUGGUGGUAAGAAUGAGAGCAGCAUCCAACAAUCUACACAUCGGGACUUCAGAGCGCAGGAAGAGCCCAAGCUAUGAUGGCAGCAGCUCCCGCAAACCCCCCAAUGAGUUCCUCACAUCUGUGGUUGAGCUCAUCGGUGCAGCUAAAAGCCUUCUGGCAUGGCUGGACAGAACCCCUCUGACUGGGAUCAGUGACUUCACCACCACCAAGAACAAGAUCAUCCAGCUGUGCUUGGAGCUGACCACCACAGUCCAGCAGGAUUGCAUUGUCUUCGAUAUGGAGGAGAAGAUUCUGGAAGUUUCCAAGGUGCUGAACAAUAUCUGUGACCAGACCGUGAGAACCACCUCUGAUCCUCUAAUGAGCCAGUCAACGUGCUUGGAGGAAGUGCAGCUGACCAACAUCAAUCCCGGAGAGGGGCUGGGGAUGUACAUCAAAUCCACCUACGACGGGCUUCACGUCAUCACCGGCACCACUGAGCAUUCUCCAGCAGACAUGUCCCACAAGAUCCACGCAGGCGACGAGGUGAUCCAGGUGAACCAGCAGACAGUGGUGGGCUGGCAGUUGAAGAACCUGGUGGCUAAGCUGAGGGAGGAUCCUAAAGGAGUGGCGCUGCUGCUGAAGAAGAGGCCGGCAGGCACGUCAGGGUUCACACCCGCACCCCUCAAAAACAUGCGCUGGAAACCCCCACAGGCACAGAGCUCCUCAUCUCCCAGUAAAAGCCAGUCACCUGGAAGCAGCACAGAAUCCAGCAGCAGGAAGGAGAAACCCGCCAUCCUGGACCUGUACAUCCCCCCACCUCCAUCAGUGCCUUACACACCACGGGAAGUGCGGACCAGCUCCUUCAGCAAUGUUAACAAUAGACCUAAAGGAUCUGAAUCACCCAACUCCUUCUUGGACCUGGAGAGCCGGCGGCGCUUUACCAUCGCAGAGUACGACAAGCUAUCUGUCUACCCUGUGGAGGCCAAUGUAGUGCAGACUCGCCUGAGAGAGAGAAGCUCUUCACGUGGUAAACCACGGCCUCUAUCAAUGCCAGCAGACACAUGCCUGAAUGUGACAGAUCCUUGCGCCAGGCCCUGGACACAAGGACGGAAAGGUGAGGAUCUGCUGUACAGAUAUCUCAGCAACGAGCGCAUACCCACCAUAGCCGAGGAGAUACCCAGCACAGGGCGAUCGUACAAAUCGCCAGGAGAACGGUGCGUGCGGGGGGUGGACCACGUGCGAAACAGCCGAUUUCUUGUCAACGUAGACCUCCACAACAGCGCAACCAUUCCAUACCAAGAGGACUUUACCAAAAAGACCCCAAUGACCUCCACUCCAAAAAGGCCCCCCACGGAGCCCUCGCUACUGCAGGAUCCUGACUGGACUUCCAGUGCAUUCAUCAACAGGUACAGCACUUCUGGAAUCCGAUCCUGGUCAUUCUCUCAAGCGGCCUCCUUCCCUAUUUCACUAGCCCCUAGAAAGGCUGCCGAUGAAUACAACCCUGUGUCCCUCAGACAAAAGUCUAAAAAGAAGAGUCAAAGAGGCAAUGCAACAAUGAGCAGGAGGAGAGUCUCAGUAAGGGAGCUGGACCCAGUGGACCACCAGGGCUGGCUCUACAGAAAGAAUGAAGGAAAAGGCUUCCUGGGCAUCAAGUGGAAGAAAUACUGGUUUGUUCUGAAGAAAACCUCACUCUACUGGUACACUAAUCAGAUGGCUGAAAAGGCAGAGGGCUACAUUAACCUGACUGAUUUUCUGAUCGACCGAGCAAUGGAGUGCAAGAAAAAAUAUGCCAUUAAAGCAUGUCACCCGAAGGUCAUGAUCUUCUACUUUGCUGCUGAAAGCAACGAAGAGAUGAACUUGUGGUUGAAUAAGCUUGGCCUUGCGUCCAUUCAGUACGAACCCACAGAGAGUCUUCAUCCAGCUGAAUGCUACAGUGAGGCGAGUGAUCAUGAGGAGGCUGAAUCCACAGAUGCUCCCCCUCCACCCUACUCUGAGCAGCUAAACCACGGCUCAGUGAUUAUGAACAGUCCACCAGGCACUGGACUGUCGGGGAGCCUCCUUCCUCCGUACUCGUCUCCAGUACCCAGCGAGGCCACGCCCUCCUCGCCCGUCAGCACUAUGACUUCCCACAGCUCUGUCUCUUCACUGGCAAAGCACCGGCAGUCCUGGCUUGACUUGGUCUCUCAGGCUGCCCCUGCUGCUGCAGAAACAGUGGUGUGCUCUGCUCAGGUUCAUACUCAGAGAACAACCGUUGAGGAGGCCUUACGAUGCAGUGAAGCAUCUGCUGCUGCUGCAUCUCAGGACCCCUUGCUCAGAAGAGUCAGAACAGAGCCCACAGAGCAAGUAUUGCUUCGGCCAAGGGAGAAUUUGACUUCAAAUGACCACAAUGGUAAGGAGAGCAUCACUGAUGAGAUGGAAAAACUGUAUAAAGAUUUAAAAAGAGCUAGCCUGUCCCCCAUUGGUGACAGGAGGCCAUCGUCUAAACGGGAAUUUAGAGCAUCCUUCGUAAAGCGCUGCAAAAACCAAACGGUCAACGAGAAGUUACACGUCAUCAGAACCCUCAACAGCACACUGAAGGCUAAAGAAGCAGAUGUGCUGACCCUGGAUCAGAUACUUGCUGACCCCUCCCUGACUGCUGAUAAAUUCAGGCAGUGGAAGGAGGAUAACAUAGUGCUGCUGCAAGAAAUGCAACUGCGGCGUUCUGCUCUGACUGAGCCCCACGAGCACCUCGUUUUAACCGCCGCAGCCCCACCGCUAACAGAAACCAGUGUAUAGAACGUUGUAGGUAGUAGACAUAGUUCUUUAAAAGAUAUGGCACUGUCAGACUAAAAUGGGUUUGAACUUGACACAAGUUUAUUUAUUGCUCAAGUCAAUAAUGUGGUCUCAAAUCCACCAUUUUUCUAACUGAAGGAUUUUUUUUUUUUUUUUUUUUUUUU
Messenger RNA from Astyanax mexicanus (Mexican tetra), 3383 nucleotides. Its product is annotated as connector enhancer of kinase suppressor of ras 3-like. Gene Ontology annotation, biological process: regulation of signal transduction. Lineage: Eukaryota; Metazoa; Chordata; Actinopteri; Characiformes; Acestrorhamphidae. The record is from RefSeq and is a predicted model, not a curated record. The transcript has 25 exons. Bases 220 to 3222 code for a protein of 1000 amino acids. Gene Ontology annotation, cellular component: cytoplasm; membrane. Gene Ontology annotation, molecular function: protein binding.